GAAGAAGUGAAGUUGUCAGACAUAUUGUGACAGCAAGAUUUUUGUUUAAAAAAUAUUAAUUCAAAGAAGCUUUGUUAUGGGUUUUAGUUAAAAAAUGGGAUUUGAAUUGAACAGAUUCCAAGGAGAUGUUGAUGAAGAACUUAUUUGUCCAAUUUGUUCGGGAGUUUUAGAGAACCCUCUCCAGGCACCUGUUUGUGAACAUGCGUUUUGUAAACCUUGUAUAAAUGAAUGGAUAUCAAGGCAGCCAACAUGCCCUGUAGAUCGACAGACUGUAACUUCAGCACAAUUAAGACAAGUACCAAGAAUAUUACGAAAUUUACUUUCUAGACUGUGUAUAAAUUGUGAUAAUGCCCAGUAUGGCUGUACCAGAAUACUAAAACUAGAUACAUUAGCAUCUCAUUUAGAGGAAUGUGAACAUAAUCCAAAAAGACCACUGCCUUGUGAAUUAGGUUGUGGUUUAGUUAUACCCAAAGAUGAACUCAAGGACCAUAACUGUGUUAAAGAAUUAAGAGCAUUAAUUCAUACCCAACAGCAAAAAAUGAAUGAAUUUCAGCAGGAACUGAAUGAGCAGAGAUUUCUAAUUGCUGAUUUAAGAAGGGAAAUGAAUCUUCUUAAGGAUUUUAUGCGAGCAAUGAGAAUAUCCAACCCAUCAAUGAGAGCAAUUGCUGAUGCCAUGGAGAGAGAUGAAGUACUGCGUUGGAGUAAUUCACUCCAGAGAGCCAGAGUUACUAGAUGGGGUGGUAUGAUAUCUACUCCAGAUGAAGUCCUACAAAGAAUGAUAAAGAGAACAUUGACUGAAAUGGGUUGUCCACCUCACAUCCUUGAUGAUUUAAUGGAGAACUGCCACGAGAGGCGGUGGCCAACGGGUUUGUGUUCUUUGGAAAUCAGACAAAACAACCGGCGGCAGUACGAAAACUAUGUGUGCAAAAGGGUGCCAGGUAAGCAGGCUGUCUUGGUGCUUUCUUGUGAUAAUGGACACAUGGGUGAUGAUAUGAUGGUUGAACCAGGUCUUGUUAUGAUUUUUGCUCAUGGAAUUGAGUAAUGAUAGGUUUACAUUAGUGCAAUGCAACAUCUCUCUUUAAUUCCUUAACAAUGGUCAACAAUUUAAUACAUUCCAUUUACAAUUAAUUAUUUAAGGUUCUUAAUUUUAAGUGCCAAAUAUACAAAAUUAUUUUCUUCAAUAACUUUGUUUUCUAAUCUCAUUAACAAUGUGAUACAGUUAAAAUCUCUCUGUAAGAAUCUCCAACACUGAUUUUUGUUAAUAAUUGUUUUAUAUUUAUAUUGUUAUGUGCGUUUUUCAAAUGUAAUCAAUAUACAUAUUAAGUUAAAAUUCACAAUUAUAAUAUUAAUAAUUAUUUUUGUUAUAUAUUUGUAAAAAAUCCUGAAAUAUAAUAGAGGGACAGAAGAUUUCAGUUUUAUGUUGUGGUAUUUUGUUUAACAAGCCAACCUAAAUAUGUUUUUUCAUGUUAUGUACUUAUGUAAUUUAAUUUGAUUAUGUACCCCAUUGAAAUAUUGUAUGUCUUAAAAUAACAUUCUAUUUUAAGGUAUUUAGAAUUAUAAAUAUUCAGAUGUUAUUUUUUGACUAGUUAUGGAAUUCAAGAUUUAACCAAAAUUAAAAUCUGGUUGCAUUUAGAACAAAGUAUAGUUGGCUUGAGGUAAUUAUCACUGAUAAUUUAUCAGUAACUAUUUAAAUAUCAGCUGAUUGUAUUCAUAUUUUACUAUAUUUUAUGUUUCAAAUACAUUCUAGUGUAAAGGUGUUAUCUUAAAAGACACUUGAUCUCAAUGAUUUGUGCAGAAAGCUAACCAGUUUCAAUAGCUGGUUAGAAUUUGAGUGCUAGUCAACAUAUCAAUCAUGUGAUUUGCUAGAUUCUGAUUUUUCAUUAUGAGCAAAUAUGUUACCUAUCUUGUGUGGCAUUUUCAUGGUUUUUCCCCAAUCACGUUUUAUCAUAAUUAUGUUAUGGUAAAUGUAUAUAGGUAAUCAAUAUUUGCUUCUUAAUUUUGUUAUUUUGUUUUAUUUGAGAUGCACUUGAAUUUGUUUGUCUUUUAAAAAGAAAUUUUUGGUUUAUAAUUGUUUAAAAUCAAACUUUAUAUCCGAUAUGCCGUGAUUGUAUUUCAAUUAAUCACCAUAUUUAAUUUGUUAUAAUACUUUGUUGACAAGCACAUCUUAUGAAGAUGUUAAAUCUUAUGUUAAUGUAAAUAGUUUAUGAUUAAGUUUUUUUAGUAUUUGGCAGUUUUAUAUUUUUGCUAUGUACUGCCAUUUUUAAAUAAAAUUUAAUUAUUGUC
Aethina tumida (small hive beetle) is the source of this 2283-nucleotide messenger RNA. RefSeq names its product E3 ubiquitin-protein ligase NRDP1 (gene elgi). NCBI's taxonomy places the organism in Eukaryota, Metazoa, Arthropoda, Insecta, Coleoptera, Nitidulidae. The transcript is spliced from 5 exons. Gene Ontology annotation, molecular function: metal ion binding; ubiquitin protein ligase activity. Gene Ontology annotation, biological process: protein K63-linked ubiquitination; positive regulation of JNK cascade; regulation of canonical NF-kappaB signal transduction. Gene Ontology annotation, cellular component: plasma membrane signaling receptor complex. The record is from RefSeq and is a predicted model, not a curated record. The coding region runs from base 95 to 1042 and encodes 315 amino acids.